Molecule: messenger RNA, 1681 nt
Organism: Daphnia pulicaria
Lineage: Eukaryota; Metazoa; Arthropoda; Branchiopoda; Diplostraca; Daphniidae
Product: growth hormone-regulated TBC protein 1-like
Exons: 7
Coding region: 150-1142 (330 amino acids)
Source: RefSeq, a predicted model, not a curated record
AGUGGAAGUGGUUUUUUUUUUGUUUCUGUGUUGGGUUGUGGACGUUUUAUUUUAAUUUUGAAUUCCACGAGUGGAUUUUUUUUGUCUUUCUUAUUUUUAACAUCCGUUGAUUUCUAUAUGAUUGGAAGGGGGUUUCUUCAACAUUUACCAUGAUUUCUUCUUUCAGCAAAGUGGAUGAAUAUGGCUUUGAGAGACCAGAUGAUUUUGAUUAUAAAGCCUAUGAGACCUUCAUGUCAAGGUACAUGGUAAUUUUAACAAGGCGGUCUAUGCGAUGGAAUUCAAUUUUAAGCCAGCAGAGCUUACCUGAUGGUGGAACAAUGAAAAGAUUUGUAAGGAAAGGGGUUCCAGCACAGUUUAGAGGAAAGGUUUGGAUGAUGACAAGUGGAGCAAAUUUCUUGAAGUCUCGUCAACCAAAUUUGUACCAAGACUUGAUAAGUGACACUAGCCAUCAAAACUGGGAUGAAAUCAUACAAAACGACCUCAACCGAACAUAUCCAGACAACAUCUAUUUUGUACCAUCUUCCGAUGGUAAACUUAACUCAUUAUACAACAUAUUACGAGCAAGUGCAAGACACAAUACCUCAGUUGGAUAUUGCCAGGGUUUGAAUUAUGUUGCUGGUCUUUUGCUUAUAGCAACAAAGGAUGAAGAACAGUCUUUCUGGCUCUUAACAGUCCUUAUUCGCAACAUCUUGCCGAGCUACUAUUCAUCAAAUAUGCAAGGCUUAAUUACUGACAUCGCCGUAUUAGGGGAACUAGUCCGUUCAAAAUCCUCUAAACUUGACCGUCUUUUAAAGGAUCUUCAUCUUCCUUGGCCAAUUCUCGUCACCAAAUGGUUUAUUUGUCUCUAUGCCGAGGUUCUGCCCGUUGAGACGGUGCUUAGAGUGUGGGAUUGCAUGUUUAAUGAAGGCUCAAAGAUUAUCUUCCGAGUGGCCCUCACACUGAUAAAACUGAAUGAAACAGAACUCUUACGGUGUUCUGAUUUCGGAGAUAUGGCCGAACUGUUUAAACAAAUCACUCGCAGUUCAUCUGUUCUCGACUGCCAUCAGUUCAUGGAAGCAAUGUUUAAGCUUCCAGGUUCUCUUCCUUCUUCUAAAAUUGACAGCCUUCGAAUUCGUUUUCGUCAAGUUAACGUCGACCGAUAAAUGAAAUGCAAAACAGCGCUCGAACAUCGCCACGAACAAUUUUCUUAUGCGGUUUAAUAAGGUCGUGUCUCGAACCUUUAUGUGCCGUUGGUUGCUUUUAUGGAUAGUUCAGGAACUUCACAUCGAUUCACUCGUUAUUGCUGUCAUAGACUUCAUAAAUCGGUGUCUGAAAAUGAACUACUUUUUGAGUGAAAAGAAAAAGUAAUUAAUAAGAAUAACUUGCCAACUAUCAUUUAGAACUAGCCUAUCUAAUAAGCAUUCACCGCGCUUCGUGAUUUAUUUGUGACUAAUAUCAUUUUUAUUUUUUGACAAAUUUCCUUGCGUCAUUCAAGGUCAAUCGUUUCACAACGUGAAAUAUUUCUUUAUUUUGUGCUCCCUGAAACGUAUUGCAGUAUUAUUGGCAGUGUUAACCAUAUUACUACUGGUGUUGAGCUUGCAUAGUAUCUUUUUUCCUGUAUGCUGGUCAGUGAUCACUCUGAUUUGGCUAUACGUUUUGAAUGACUAAUCUGAUGAAAUAGAGUGGUGAAGUGAAAAAGAAA